Molecule: messenger RNA, 3867 nt
Organism: Sphaeroforma arctica JP610
Lineage: Eukaryota; Ichthyosporea; Ichthyophonida
Exons: 4
Coding region: 21-2897 (958 amino acids)
Molecular function (GO): GTPase activator activity; GTP binding; GTPase activity
Source: RefSeq, a predicted model, not a curated record
AGCUAUACCCGCCCGUCACGAUGGCUACUUUAGACAUCGAUGGCAUCCGUGCCGAGAUGGAGCGCAUGGACGCUAUACGGAAGGCAUUCGAAAAACUUAAAGCAGAAAUCACUGAACGAAUAGUAGAUGGUUAUGGUCGUUCGUGUGUUAUGAAACGGUUGGACGCGGUUGAGGCGGUGGUUUUCAACCGAAAGGAAGAGAUGUUUAAUCCGGAUUUUAAACUUCUAAUCAUCGGGAGUGGGCGGACUGGUAAGCUGUCAUUGGUGCGCCGGCUAGUGCAUGGGGACUUCUGUACAGAUUUGGGAGAUCGUGUCAACAACGAAUUGCGACCUCUGAGUGGUGAAAAGAUGGAGGAGAAGGUCGUGUUAAACAACAAGCCAAUCAAACUGGCCGUUGCGGUACACAAUGGGUUCCCCUCACCGCAGGUGGUGUCAUGGGCUGAGGCCGUCAUUCUGGUUUUCACCGUGAAGAGCAAAGAAUCCUUUGAUAAGGCCGCCAGCAUCUAUCAACGGGUACAUCAUUACAAAGAAGACGCUAAAAUGCUACUGGUCGGAACGCAAGCAGACGAUUCACAAGACGCAAAUGAUCCGGGCACUCAACGUGCCAUUCCAAUGGUCGAGGGCAAACGUCUCGCUCACGACAUGAACCAGAUUCCAUACAUAGAGACGAGUGCUCGAACCGGAUACCAUGUAAGCAUGGUCUUCCAGGAGGCCGUACGAGCGGCACAGAAGGGCAAAGAGUUGCAGGCACAAGCUGCGACCAAAACCAAACGCGACAAGUUCAAAGUGAUGGGGGGGCAGAACAAAGAUAAAAAGGGCGGGGGCAAUGCAAACAUGCUCACGCGCAAUCUACCGCGACCCCAUCGAACCAUCCCAGCCAAGCAAGGGUGGCUGUUUAAACAGGGCGACAACGUGGUCAAAGAGUGGCGUAAGAAGUACUGUGUGGUGGGUAAGGGGCUGUUGCUGUACUACUCCUCCGUGCUCGACUACUACAACGACGAGAGCUCCAAGGUCAUUGAUCUCAAGCACUGCUCCGUGAAGCCUCUGGCCAUGACACCCGCCACUCGCAGAGCACCGCCACCCCCCCCGGCCAACACCGCCCCGUAUUCGCCUACUGCCAAAACAGACCCACCGGCUGCCACAGUUAGCAGCAAGAGUCUCGGACUGAGUCUGGAUGCUACCGGUCUUAUGCCUGCUACUACAGAAACACUGCACGAAGCGGACGAGAACGCCUUUGGGGUGAUACCCGGCAUGACAAAGGAAAAGCAUACGCGCUCACAGAGCACAGUCACACCGGGUACCACGCUGCUGAAUAGUGAUAUGGUGGUGGCCAAUGGGAAUGCCCUGCAGAAGGGGUUCAAACACAGCUCAAUUGGUCCGACCUCGGGCACGGCGACCAGGAAGAAGACGGACCAGCAGGCAUACGCAGGCAAUGCGCAUACGAGCAGCAAAUGCGCCGCCACAGCGCCCAUAGUCACAAACGCACCGUUUGAGGAGGUGAUGAAGGAUGGGGUGAUGCGGAGCGAAUCGUAUGACGGCGGGAAUACGAGUGGCAUUGACUCCGGUGUGGAACAUGUCGACGGGAGGGCUGGCACAAACGUUUCGUCACAUGCACGGUCUUAUUCGCAUUCUACCACGCAGACGCCGACCGGAUCCGACCAGAACAUCUCGUUUGUCCCUGACUCGACUACCACAAGCACCACAAGCAUAAAGAAGGACGGCAAGGACAAGGAUAAGGAUAAAGACAAAGACGGUGGCAAGCAGUCCAAAAUGAAUAACCAGGGCUCCGGGAUGAUCAGCCAGGGCAAACGGCGUGCACGCACACAGUUCAAACGCAAAGGUAGCGUGCACGACGCUGCUGAGGGCCUCAAUGCACUGAGCGCAGCUGGCGAGACUGGAGAAUCGCCUGGAGGUUCUGGAGGUGUAUCGACGAAUAUGACACCCACAUUUGCAAACGAUCCCGCCACUAUGCGCCAACACAGCGGGGUGUCACAGUACGACCCCUCUCUGGGGAUACGCAUUGUAUCGCUGGAGGGCAAGAGCUGGACGUUCAUGUGCCAGAGCGUCAGCGAAAAGCACGAGUGGAUGCAGAUACUGCAAGACCAGAUUCUGGAAGGUCUAACUGGCAACAUAUCGGCCAAGCGGAGUGGAGUCACGGGCGCUGAGUUGGAUGCAGCGAUUGAUGCGAUCCACCAGGUAGCUGGGAAUGAUGUGUGCGCAGAGUGUGGUACACUCAAUCCCGAGUGGGCGAGUAUUAAUCUGGGCAUCUUGAUCUGCAUCGAGUGUUCUGGUAUACAUCGCAAUCUGGGUGUACACGUGUCGCGGGUUAGAUCGCUGGCGCUCGACGACUGGAGUGCGAGUGUGGUGGAGUUGAUGAAGGUGAUUGGCAACAAAAAUUCUAAGGCUCAGUGGGAAAGCAGGGUCAACAAGGGGGGGGCGGAGGGGAUUGACGUGGUUGUGCCCACCCCCCGGUCUGACAGGCAAACCAGGGAGGCCUUUAUAAGGGCUAAGUACAUCGAGAAAAAGUUCUUAACCGAUACGGUCGAGCGCACCCAACAAGAAGAUGUACAAGAGCUUGUCGAGUGCGUAAACAGUGACAAUAUGAACCGGAUGUAUGCCGCUACCGUGUCUAUGGUCGGCGCAGGUAGGCGUUCAAUCGAGGUGCUCAAAACCCCUAUGUCCGAGGAGAGCCCGGAGUCUGGCACAACGUUCCACCUGGCGUGUGCGAAAGGGUGUCUCAUCGCUGUGCAAAUGCUGCUGUGGCUGGGCGCAGAUGUGAACAUGCGGCGGGCGGCCGAUGGACUGUUGCCGGUGGAUAUUGCGGUUGUGGGUGGUCAUGAUAAGGUUGUGGAGCUGCUGCAGAGCCCGGAGGUGACGAGCAUGUCGUCGAUGCAUUGAAUAAACCGCAAUCUCUGCUGAUGUGGAUAUGUUUGGGGUUGUGCUUGUAAAAUAUGUGAUACUGCGGAUGUGUCGGGGCAAUUGAGUGAGAGUUCAAGUAAAGCUUUGGUGCUUUGCUGAUAUCCGGUGGACGCCGUUGCUACGGUUGCGAGUUGUUGCGUCCUGUAUGUAUACACAAACGCGUGCACUCGCCCCCCUCCUUCCGCAAACAACUUUCGACUGCUGAGCGUAUGUAUAUAUAGUGGGUAGGCGAUUGAAUAAGGGAGGGGAGGGUGAAUAGGGUGGACAUAAUCUGGUAGCACGGUUUCAGAAUGACUAGGUCUUUACUACACUUCCAGGGGUGUAACUGGUCCGGGUGUUUUGCCACAUAGCGUUAUUGUAGAAUCCAUGAUCGGCACACGGGACAAUGGUAGUGCUAUACCCCAGCAUGCGUAUUUUUGGUAGUAAGAAGAUCCGGAGUUCUUCUAAGGCGCGGUGGAUAUAACGCCCAGGGCUCUUCGGCGACACUGGCGUAUUCGCAGCAUAGGUUGCCACGUCGAUUCAACCAAGUAGUGCAUGCUAAGCGUUUUGGUGUAUGUUAACACUCCCACUGAACUCAGUGGCUCAGAAUACGCCAAUCCCUCACUGUGAAUAAGAGUACACUGUGUUUUCGAUACUUACAGGGAGUAAACCCAAGCGGCCCGUGGUCCGAGUGUGGGGGUAGUUAAUUGUUAAGUUUGAGAGUUCGAUUCACAUGCUCAGGAGUAGAGCACAUCAAUAUUUGUAGAGCUCACUGAAUAGUAAAUCAUUAAGAAUGUUCUGUGCUUUGCUUCCGCAAUAGUUAAUCAGAUUUGUUGUCUUACCGAUAUUGAAGUCUUGUAUUUGUAAUCAUCACAUCAUCUGAUUGCUCAGUGCGCGCUGUAACUGGCAUUCCUGUCAUCUUAGACAUUAUCUACCAAAACAUCUACCAAAAAAAUAAACUUCUGCCGUA